CGAGACCGGUCCCGCAGCAGCUGUGCGCCGUGGCCGAUGGACAUGGGCACGCAGGGAUCGGGGCGCAAGCGGCUCCCCAACCGGGAGCGGCUGACGGCGGAGGACGACGCGCUGAACCAAAUCGCGCGCGAGGCGGAGGCCAGGCUUGCAGCAAAGCGUGCAGCCCGUGCUGAGGCUCGAGAGAUCCGGAUGAAGGAGCUGGAACGGCAGCAGAAAGAGAUCUAUCAAGUCCAAAAGAAAUAUUAUGGGCUGGAUACAAAAUGGGGCGACAUCGAGCAGUGGAUGGAAGACAGCGAACGCUACUCACGUAGAUUCCGGAGAAACACCUCGGCACAGCCCGAGCUGGAGUAUGGGAGUCCCUACGCCUGGACUAACGGUUAUGACGGAGACUAUUGUGGAUCCCAGUCCCUAAGUAGACGAUCUGGCAGGAAUUCCAGCUACAGCAGCGGUGAUGGCCGUGUCUCCACUUUGUCAUCUUCCAGGGAAGAGAAGUUGGCAUCCAUGUUGGAUGAGAGCAGCAUCUAUGGGGCUCGGAGGGGAAGCGCAUGUGGUUCGAGAGCACCCUCAGAAUACAGCAGCCACCUCAACUCCAGCUCCCGGGCCUCUUCCAGAGCCAGCUCUGCAAGGGCCAGCCCUGUGGUAGAAGAAAGACCAGACAAAGACUUCGCUGAGAAGGGCUCCCGUAACAUGCCCAGCCUGUCUGCAGCCACGCUGGCAUCUCUGGGUGGGACUUCCUCCCGGAGAGGGAGUGGAGAUACCUCCAUCUCCAUGGACACUGAGGCAUCCAUCAGGGAAAUCAAGGAACUUAAUGAGUUAAAGGACCAGAUUCAGGAUGUAGAAGGCAAAUACAUGCAGGGACUGAAAGAGAUGAAGGACUCGCUGGCCGAAGUUGAGGAGAAGUACAAGAAGGCUAUGGUCUCCAACGCCCAGCUCGACAAUGAGAAGACCAACUUCAUGUACCAGGUGGACACACUAAAGGACAUGCUGCUGGAACUGGAAGAGCAGCUGGCCGAGUCUCAGCGGCAAUACGAGGAGAAGAACAAGGAGUUCGAGAGGGAGAAGCAUGCCCACAGCAUCCUGCAGUUCCAGUUUGCAGAAGUGAAAGAGGCCCUGAGGCAAAGGGAAGAAAUGCUGGAGGAAAUCCGACAGCUGCAGCAGAAACAGGCGGGUUUUAUCAGGGAGAUUUCUGAUCUUCAGGAAACAAUAGAGUGGAAAGACAAAAAGAUAGGGGCAUUAGAAAGACAGAAAGAGUUCUUUGAUUCUAUAAGGAGCGAACGAGAUGACCUUAGAGAAGAAACAGUCAAACUGAAGGAGGAGUUGAAGAAACAUGGAAUAAUCCUAAAUUCAGAAAUAGCCACCAACGGAGAGACUUCAGACACAGUAAAUGACAUUGGAUAUCAAGCCCCCACAAAGAUAACAAAAGAAGAGCUGAAUGCCCUCAAGUCGGCUGGGGAGGGGGCACUAGGAAAAGCCAAAGAAGUGGAGGUGAAAAAGGAAAUUGUGGAGAAAGUGGGGCAAAGAGAAACCUUACAGAAUUCUGAGCAAGAACAGCCCAAACCCAACACAGGAAAGGAUUGUGUGGACAGAGGGGUGUCACAUCCUGGUGAGAAGGCUGAGGACCAGAGACCUGCUGAAGACAGUGCCCUGUCCCUGGGACCACUAGCAGGGGCCAAAUGUGAGCAACAGGUUCAGAGCCAAGAUCAAGAGAACACUUCUGUCCUCAAAGACCCAGAGCAGAUCGAGUCACACAAGGUCACAAACGAGUCAGAUGGCAGGGCCAGCAACUCCCCUGAGCAGUCCAGCUGCCUGGGGUGUGUAGACAGUGAAGUGUCGGGGCCCACUGAGGAGCUGAAAACAGAUUUGGGAAAAGGUAGCUAUGAACCAUGUCCAGACUACGUUUUGGGGCAAACACCUGAAACUGACGAGGUGAGCUGUACAGACUCAGGGGGCACGGGUGGAAACCACACAGAGGAUGCAGUACAGGCAGGGGGUGCUGCAGUUGAGGACCAAGUAGGGGCAAUGGCCUCUGGACCUGUGGAGCAAAGCAAAGGCACAGAGAAUUACGAUGAAAGAUGUCUGAAGGACGGGCUGGGGCAGAGCUCAGAGAGAGAACCCGCCCAAAAAGUAGCUGAGCCUGAGGAAGCCCUCAUUCAGAGUCCACAGGCAGGUGGAGAAAACACUGUUGCCGAGGCCGAAGAUGCAGAAGUAAGGGAUGAGAAUCCCAUCCAGGCAGAAGUCCAGGCAACCCCUGGAGCUCCCAUAGUUCAGAGCGGCCAUCAGGACACAACAGGACCAGGUAGCACAGAUGCCAAGCGCACACCACUUCACGCAAAAGAGCGCAACCAACAAGCAAAGAGUGGGCAGCAGGCAGAGGCCUUGGAUUCGCCCCAGAAGAAGACAAAGAACAAGAAGAAGAAGAACAAGAAGAAGAAAACUGCAGCUCCCGUGGAAACCUGCAGAGAUGAUAAUGAAGAGUUAAACUGUCAGGACCCGGAUGUGGGUGACGUGGAGGAGGAAGAGCGGGUCCAGGUCACCAACAGGAAGCAGGUGGCAGAAAACCCAGAACAGAAAAUCAAAGCAGGACGCAGAGAACCUGUCGAAGAUCCUCAAAGUGGGUGGAGUGGAAAACAGAAGGAUGGGGAAGGCCCCAUAGACAUCUUGGAUCAGAACAGUCCCCAGUGUGAAGAUGGGGACAUCUCCCCAGUGGGAAAGGAAGGUUCCCAAAGGGAUGCCUCUCAUAUCGGUAGUGAAGAGGGACAUGUGCCCUCCCAACAUCCUGGCCAAACAGUUGAGAAUGCUAUAGAUGGCCACAGCCUAGACAACAGUGACCUGUCAGGGCAGCUGGGGGGCUUCAAUUCAGAAAGUGGAGAGCAGGCAAGAGAGGAGGCAGGGAACAGCAAGAAUAAGGAAGAUUGCACCAUGUCAUGAGGAGGCAGAGGCGGGAGGCAGGGCGUGAGAGUGAGUUUCAGAGCUGGUUCAGGACUUAGCACAGUAAGCUCCGUUCCUCAGCCAUCAACUAUAAUCAGAAAUUCCAUCCUUCCACUCCACAGCCGAGGUUCAUGAAUGUCCCGGUUUCUACAUGUGUCAAUCACCAAGUAUCAACUACCUUAAGUUAUAGACUGUUACCUGUAGAUUUGUGUUUAACCAUUGAUCACCUAGCCAGUACUGUUUUUACUUUCAGUUCUAGCUGAGAACAUUCCGUUAGCAUCAGGGGACACCAGGUGUGCAUUCUAGCCUGAAGGUCAGAAUGUACCGUUUGCUUCAGGCUAGGAUGAAUGUGGGUAUUCUUGACCAAAUGUAUCAAUAUCUGGUUGAAAUGACCAAAAGGCGUUCAUAGAGUUCUGCAUUAUAAGCAGCAAAUAUUCAAAUAUGUAUUAUUCAAAUAGAUUUAUUUUAUUAUUUGAUCUUAAUCUGUACACCGUAGCCUGUUUGGUAUUAUAUUUAAAGGAGUAGAUGGAUAAGUAGCGUGUAGGUCAGUGGGUGAGAGGACCUACACCUGGGGUGGAGAUUAAUUACUGUAGAGAUUCAGAUAUGUGUCAGAAAAUACAAGGAGACCAUGUGCCUUUACCUCACAGAAAUACUUUAUUUUGCACCAAUGCUCUUGGAUCUUGUUGCCAAUGGUACCCAAAUUAAUUUUUAUCAGAGAUCUUUAUUUUCACUUUAUGCAAGUGAUGUAAUAAAUUCGUUUUAUUUUGAAUAUUUUAUUUUUACUCUUCUCUGCUAAUGACAUGUUGAAAUUAUAUUUCCUACUUUAGUAUUGAGAACAAGUUGUUGUUACUUUUUUUUAUUUUAAAGUUAUCUUUCUUCCUGAAUGUCGACUUAAAAAUUUUAAAAGGCUGUUCUUAUGCAAAAGGACCCAUUAGAUUAUAAUCCACUAUUUUGUGUUUGAUAUAAAUAUUUUUAUUUGUUGUUUCUCGAUAUUUUCUUAUUGGAAAGUUAUUGUUUUAUCUGCCUGAAGGAAGUAUGUAUUUUCUAUAUAAAGAAGCAUUUAGACAAUGACUAUAGAGUUGAAUUUAAAAGUAUUAGUAAAUAUACAAUCACAAAAGGAUACACUGUACAACUGCUGUUGACCUGUUAUGGAAUCACAUGAAUUCAUACUACUGUUACAAGAUAGAGUGGAAUGCAAAAUGACCAAAAACCUCAGGAAAAUUUGAGGCAGAUUGAAGAGUCAUAUAAUUGAAAUAAAAGAAUUUUAUAAUUUUACAA
Molecule: messenger RNA, 4206 nt
Organism: Arvicanthis niloticus (Nile rat)
Lineage: Eukaryota; Metazoa; Chordata; Mammalia; Rodentia; Muridae
Source: RefSeq, a predicted model, not a curated record